AUGUACCAUAGAGGACAAACACCAAAACCCGCCGCUGAUCUCCUCCCCGUUCCCUCACCUAAAGACAUCCUCUCCCGCACUACUUCCCCAACACCUGCACGGACGUACCACCCUAAAGGCCGCCAACACAGCCGGUACUUGAAAUUCAAAUCUGCGAUGGGGACGUUGUUGAUCUUCAUUGCUGUGAUGGGGUUGGUGUUGUUGCUUAGUGGUGUGGAGACUGGUGGGACUGGGAUUAAGCAGCAGGCGUUGAAGGAUGCGUGUCCGAGUUAUGGGGAUUAUGCGAAUAGGCGUCAUGGGCCUUUCAGUGAAGGUCCUUUGAAGUUGCCGUCACAGCGUCCGAUUCCGGCAUGUCGGACCUUCGUGUCGAAGAGCGUGGAGGAAUUGGUUGCGAGUAUCUCGAAGAAGAUGGUCGACAAAGACCUCGCCCGUCUCUUUGAGAAUUGCUUUCCGAACACCCUCGACACCACGAUUAAAUAUCACAACCCUAAAUCCAAUCCGCCACAGUCCUUUAUCAUCACAGGCGACAUCAACGCUGAAUGGCUUCGCGACUCGACGAACCAGCUCGCGCCUUAUGUCUCCCUCCUCCGCUCUGAUCGCGCCCUUCGCACAUUGUUCGCCGGCGCUAUUCAUACUCAGGCUGACAUGAUCCGUCAGUAUUCCUACUGCAACGCUUUCCACCCGCCACCUGCAGCUGGACUGAAAAGGACAUACAAUGAUCAACACGAUGUCGUGCACCCGCCAUAUGACCCAGCCGUGGUCUUCGAGUGCAAAUGGGAACUGGAUUCAUUGGCCGCGUUCAUUAAGCUGAGUUGGAUGUAUUACACGGAAACAGGAGAUACCAAGUUCAUGGAUAAGACUUGGACGGAGGCAGUCCAGCACCUCUUUGGCGUGUUAAAUCAGCAGAGUGAACCGACCUUCGACGACAUGGGCCGACCGAUGCGGAAUGCAUACACGUUCCGUCGUCAGACUACCUCCGGAACUGAGACACUUGCGUUGAGUGGUGCAGGACAUCCCAUCAAUGGGAAUACCUCGUUGAUUAGGAGUGCGUUCCGUCCCUCUGAUGACGCGACGAUUUUCCAGUACUUCAUUCCGGCGAAUGCAAUGAUGUCUGUCGAGCUUGGCCAUUUGUCGGAGAUGUUGAAGAAGGCGAAUCAUGAUGGUACGACGUGGAAUUACCUCUCCUCCGAAGCGGCACGCAUCUCGGCGGAGAUCAGGGCGGGAAUCUACGAGCUUGCCGUAAUAGACCACAAGAUCUUCGGAAGCGUGCUCGCAUACGAGGUUGACGGCUACGGCGGUGCCCUAUUAAUGGACGACGCUAACAUCCCCUCCCUCCUCUCUCUCCCAAUGCUGGGUUUUGUGGAUAUGGACGAUCCGAUCUACCAAAACACUCGCCGCAUGGUCCUCUCCUCCACCGGCAACCCAUACUUCCUCGGCCGCCCCUCCCAUACAAUAUUCAGCGGCAUCGGCGGCCCCCACAUCGGCACGCGCCACGCCUGGCCCAUGUCCGUUAUCGUCCAGAUCCUCACCGAAACCAACGAAACUGAAAUCGUGCGUUUAUUGGAGAUGUUGAAGAAGAGUACGGCGGGGUUGGGGUUGAUGCAUGAGAGUGUUAAUGUUGAGCGAUUGGGUGAUUUUACGAGGCCUUGGUUUGCGUGGGUUAAUGGAUUGUUUGGACAGAUGGUUUUGGAGUUGGUGGAGAAGAGGCCGCAUUUGAUUUUUGGGGAUGCGGAGGCAGCUGCUGCUAGGGAGGCAGUUACGGUAGAGGAGUAG
Molecule: messenger RNA, 1773 nt
Organism: Saitoella complicata NRRL Y-17804
Lineage: Eukaryota; Fungi; Ascomycota; Saitoellomycetes; Saitoellales; Saitoellaceae
Exons: 3
Coding region: 1-1773 (590 amino acids)
Biological process (GO): carbohydrate metabolic process
Source: RefSeq, a predicted model, not a curated record